Messenger RNA from Arabidopsis lyrata subsp. lyrata, 1063 nucleotides. Its product is annotated as methylesterase 1. The record is from RefSeq and is a predicted model, not a curated record. Gene Ontology annotation, biological process: salicylic acid metabolic process; jasmonic acid metabolic process. Gene Ontology annotation, molecular function: methyl jasmonate esterase activity; methyl indole-3-acetate esterase activity; methyl salicylate esterase activity. Bases 58 to 885 code for a protein of 275 amino acids. NCBI's taxonomy places the organism in Eukaryota, Viridiplantae, Streptophyta, Magnoliopsida, Brassicales, Brassicaceae. The transcript is spliced from 3 exons.
AUUAUUUUUUCCACAAGCAUUUACCUAUAAAAUCUUUCUAUUUAUAUUUGUCUGCGUAUGACUGAGAGUAAGAAAAUAUUGAAGGUCAGAAGAAUGAGUGAGAAAAAGAGGAAGCAACAUUUUGUACUAGUACAUGGUUCGUGCCAUGGCGCAUGGUGCUGGUACAAGGUUAAGCCGCUGCUAGAGGCGUUGGGCCAUCGCGUAACCGCUGUGGACUUAGCUGCUUCUGGUAUAGACACAACCAGGUCGAUCACUGACAUCCCUACAUGCGAACAAUACUCGGAGCCAUUGUCGAAGCUGCUAACCUCAUUGCCAAAUGAUGAGAAGGUUGUGCUCGUUGGUCAUAGCUCUGGUGGCUUGAACUUAGCCAUAGCCAUGGAAAAGUUUCCCGACAAAAUCUCUGUCGCUGUAUUCUUGACUGCUUUCAUGCCCGACACCGAACACUCACCAUCCUUCGUCUUGGACAAGUUUGGAAGCAACAUGCCACCAGAAGCAUGGAUGGGCACGGAAUUCGAACCAUACGGUUCAGAUAAUUCUGGACUGAGUAUGUUCUUUAGCCAUGAGUUCAUGAAGGUCGGUCUCUACCAGCUUUCUCCAGUUGAGGAUCUUGAACUGGGAUUACUUUUAAAGAGGCCAGGAUCGUUAUUUAUUAACGAUUUAUCGAAGAUGAAGAACUUCUCAGAUGAAGGAUAUGGAUCUGUUCAUCGAGCUUUCAUAGUGUGCAAAGAGGACAAAGCAAUUCCAGAAGAACACCAAAGAUGGAUGAUUGAUAAUUUUCCGGUGAAUUUAGUGAUUGAAAUGGAAGAGACAGAUCAUAUGCCAAUGUUCUGCAAGCCUCAGCAACUCUGCGAUCACUUCCUGGAAAUCGCUGAAAAUUUUGUUUAAUCAAUCUUCUUGAAAAUGUAUUGGAUUUGAUAUAAUAAGGGUUUGUUGCAAAUGAAUAGUAACGAAUGUUUUUAAAUUUCCAGUCUAUGUUACAAGAAUUCUGUAUAAGACUUUGUAAUAACUCUUUUGAAUUUAAUAAAAUUUGUUUCGCUGAAAACAAAAGGAAAAAAAAAAAAAA